Messenger RNA from Jaculus jaculus (lesser Egyptian jerboa), 6360 nucleotides. It is a transcript of the gene Fbxl18, whose product is annotated as F-box and leucine rich repeat protein 18. Gene Ontology annotation, molecular function: protein binding. The record is from RefSeq and is a predicted model, not a curated record. Gene Ontology annotation, biological process: SCF-dependent proteasomal ubiquitin-dependent protein catabolic process. Gene Ontology annotation, cellular component: SCF ubiquitin ligase complex. The transcript has 5 exons. NCBI's taxonomy places the organism in Eukaryota, Metazoa, Chordata, Mammalia, Rodentia, Dipodidae. The coding region runs from base 107 to 2266 and encodes 719 amino acids.
UCUGGCGCUGCGGACGCGCCGGCUUCGAGCAUCCCUAACCUGGCGUCCAGGCUGCUGCCUGCGGGGCUGCGGCUCCGGCGGCCGCGUGACGCGGUCCGCCCGUGACAUGGACGUGGCUAGCUUCGGAGAGGACAUGUCCAACGAUGAUGAGGCUUCCUCCCCAGCAACCGAGGCGACAGGUGGUGCCCACUUGCUGGGAUUCUCUGACGAGAUCCUCUUGCAUAUCCUGAGGAACGUUCCCAGCACAGACCUGGUGCUGAAUGUACGGCGCACCUGCCGGAAGCUGGCUGCCUUGAGUCUGGACAAGAGCCUUGUCCACACCGUGCUACUGCAGAAGGACUAUCAGGCUAGUGAGGACAAGGUGAAGCAGCUGGUGAGAGAGAUUGGCCGGGAGAUCCAGCAUCUCAACAUGGCCGGCUGCUACUGGCUGUCAGGCUCCACCAUCGAGCAUGUGGCCCGCUGCCGAGGCCUGGUGAAGGUGAACCUCUCGGGCUGCCACCUCACCUCCCUGCGCCUCUCCAAGGUACUCUCAGCCCUGCAGCACCUGCGUUCCCUGGCCAUCGAUGUGAGUCCUGGCUUUGAUGCCAGCCAGCUGAGCAGCGAGUGCAAGGCCACGCUGAGCCGUGUGCGGGAGCUCAAACAGACACUGUUCACACCCUCCUACGGCGUGGUGCCCUGCUGCGCCAGCCUGCAGAAGCUGCUCCUCUACUUUGAGAUCCUGGACCGUACCCGUGAGGGCGCUGUCCUCUCAGGCCAGCUCAUGGUGGGCCAGAGCAAUGUGCCCCACUAUCAGAACCUACGUGUCUUCUAUGCGCGCCUGGCCCCCGGCUACAUCAAUCAGGAAGUGGUGCGGCUGUACCUGGCCGUGCUCAGUGACCGCACGCCUGAGAACCUGCACGCCUUCCUCAUCUCUGUCCCCGGUAGCUUUGCUGAGAGCGGGGCCACCAAAAACCUGCUGGAGUCCAUGGCCCGCAACGUGGCCCUGGAUGCCUUGCAGCUGCCCAGAUCCUGGCUGAACGGCUCCACCCUCCUCCAGCAUAUGAAGUUUAACAGCCCCUUUUACUUCAGCUUCAGCCGCUGCACGCUGUCCGGCGGCCACCUGAUUGAGCGAGUCAUCAAUGGGGGCAAGGACCUGCGCAGCCUGGCCAGCCUGAACCUCAGCGGCUGUGUGCACUGCCUGUCCCCAGACUCCUUGCUGCGCAAGGCAGAGGAUGACAUUGACAGUGGCAUCUUAGAAACACUCGUGGCAUCCUGCUGCAACCUGCGCCACCUGAACCUCUCGGCUGCCCACCACCACAGCUCCGAGGGCGUGGGCCGGCACCUCUGCCAGCUUCUGGCCCGCCUGUGCCACCUGCGCUCCCUCUCCCUGCCUGUCUGCUCUGUUGCCGACUCGGCGCCUAGGGCUGACCGGGCGCCUGCCCCGCCAGCGAUGCAUGCAGUACCUCGUGGCUUCGGCAAGAAGGUGCGCAUUGGGGUUCAGGCGUAUCCCAGCCCCUUCCUGGGCCAGUCGGCCCCCCAGCCCUCCUCUGUGUUCUGGUCUCUGCUGAAGAAACUGCCCUUUCUGGAACACCUCGAGUUGAUUGGUUCUAACUUCUCCUCUGCCAUGCCUCGCAACGAACCUGCCAUCCGAAACUCUCUCCCCCCCUGCAGCCGCGCACAGAAUGUUGGGGACUCAGAGGUGGCUGCCAUUGGCCAGCUGGCCUUCCUGCGGCACCUAACACUGGCCCAACUGCCCGGCAUCGUGACGGGCUCUGGGCUGGUGAGCAUUGGCCUGCAGUGCCAGCAGCUGCAGUCUCUGUCGCUGGCCAACCUGGGCAUGAUGGGGAAGGUGGUCUACAUGCCUGCCCUAGCGGACAUGUUGAAGCACUGCCAACGGCUGAAGGACCUCAGGCUGGAGCAGCCCUACUUCAGUGCCAACGCCCAGUUCUUCCAGGCGCUCAGCCAGUGCGCGUCCCUGCAGCGCCUGUGCCUGGUGUCCCGCAGCGGCACCCUGCAGCCCGAGGCCGUGCUGGCCUUCAUGGCCCGGUGCCUGCAGGUUGUCGUGUGCCACAUGUUUACGGGGGAGUCCCUCGCCACCUGCAAGAGCCUGCAGCAGUCGCUUCUCCGAAGUUUCCAGGCUGAGAGGCCCGCGUUGAACGUCGUCAUCUUCCCACUGCUCCACGAGGGCCUGACGGAUGUCAUCCGGGAUGUCCCCAUGGUGCACCUGGACGAGAUCACCUUGUUUAAAAGCAGAGUAGCUGAGGAGCCGCCGAACCUGUGGUGGUGAGAAGUCCACGUCCUGGCCCUGCCACUCCCCCCAGCCGAACCUCUCCGGGCGAGUCUCCAUCGGGAGCCAGUGGACAGUGGGGUUCUUGUUCUGUGACAGGAAGAAAGCGUCUCUUCAGUCACCCUGUGGCACCCGUCCUGACUCCCUGUGUUUCCUCUUGUUCACUGUCCUGAGGACUGUGGCUCAGUGAAGUCUGGUGACAAGUGAUCAGGUGGGCCGUGGAGGUGAGGGCAGUGGGCAAGCCAGGCUGGCCCGCAGGGUCUGGUCAGGGGCCCUGCUCCCCUCCCUGGUGCUGUCCCUUUGCUCCUGUGUUCAUGGUCACUUGCCAUGUCUGCCCCACAUGGGGCUGGGGUGGGCCACACUCUCCCUAUGAGAAGUCCACACUGACAUCUGUGUGUUUGCGACUGUAGAAUUGGGGCCCCCGUUAAGACAUUUUAGGGCUGGGGCUAUGGCCUAGUGGCAGAAUUUGCCUAGUAUGUGAAAGUCCUUGGGUUCCAUCCCUAGCACCUCAGAGGGAAAAAAAAAAUACAUUUUUAACCCAGUUACCCUGUGGGUCAGGAGUGCUGGGUGGGGCCUCCUAGGCUGAGCUGGAGGGGCCACUUUGUUCCCCCCACAGCUCCCUGGGGUGCCUUGAGUGUUGCCCAGAAGAUCUGGGUGUGCUUGGGCUGUGUUAGCACAGGUAGAAAUCCUACAACUUGAGUGCUUGUGUAAGAUUGGAACCUGGCACGCAACUGUGUUUAGUCCUUAGACAAAUUAACGAGGGCCAGAGACGUAGCUCAGUUGGUAGCGCUUGCCUAGCCUGCUCAGAGCUUUAGAUUCAGUCCCAGCACCGCACAAGACUAAGGGUGGUGGCAGAUGCCGGUAAUUCCAGCAAGAGGACCAGGCAGGCGAUCAAGGUCAUCCUUGGCUACAUAGUGAGUUGUUAGCCCAGCCUGGACUACAUGAGACCCCGUCUCAUUACCCCUCUCUCCCAAAAACAAAAGGGCAAGACAGAAUUCAGUGGAGCAGUUUGGAAGACGAGGAAGAGUUGGAGACCUUACCCUUAUCCUGGCAGGGACCUCUACAGGACCUGUGGUUGCACUGUGUCCCCCUGGCUCCUGCCCCGCCCCAUGGGGUGGGUGGGUCCCUUGCACCAUUGGUGUGGCUUCCAGCCUAGACCCCAUGGUCUGCAGACCUCACUCACCACCAGUAACCCUCAGACCCGGCCUGCUCUUGUCUCCUGUUUCCAUGACAACAGAGCCUCUCACUCUGAUACCCUCAACUUCCCUUGCUGGUGAACUGGCCCCUGGUGUGUGCCCUUGGCUCUUGGGGAAGGCUGUGCUCUGCAGCUCAGGCCUGGGGAGACCUGGGCUUCUGACUGGGCUUUGGAAUCACCCCCAAUCUGCUUGGUCCCCUGGGCCCCAAAAACACCCUCAUGCUGGCCCCUACCAGUCUGGCUGUGUUGCUCGCCCAGGGUCUGUCGUGUAGGCCUCCUUCACCCUGCUUUUCACUCCUGUCUGGAGCAGCCAGCUGGUGACCGUCACUCCUAGCCAGAGGAGCCGUCUCCAAGCUCAGGUCCCUCCAGAGGACUCCCAGAGCCUCUGAGAGCCACAGCCCGUCCCACCUCUCCCUGGCAUUGCGGUCGUGCAGUAACCGCGGUGGUUCGCUGUCCACGUAGCUGUAGACGAGGGUCUCGGAGGAGGGAAGCACCUCCCCACACGCACCCUGAAGGCUACCAUGAAGUGAUCGGCCCUGUGCUGUGGGCCCUUGGGGACCCACCACUGAUUAUCCUCAAAGCAAGGCUGUGGCUAAUCAUAGCCCAGGAGGGAGCCAGUGGCCUGGAGCUCCUGGGUCACCUGGUGCUCUGGCCUUUACAGCUUGCAUUCCUCCAGCCCAGUCCUACCCAAGCGGGAAGCCAUCGUUUCUCUAAGACGCUGCCCUGAACGAAGGCUGUUCCUGUCCUCUCUGCUGGCCAGUUCACAUGAACAAGUGGUCUUAGUCCGUGGUGUCACACUUGUCACUAGGGCUGGCAAGGAGGGGCCUAGGAAUGGGGUGCUGGGGGCAAGCCACCCCCAAACAGUAGAGCUUGUGUUGUCGGCAUCCCCUGCAACAGUCCUUUGACUUGGAGCAAGAAUUUUGCUCCUUCUCUCCCUCCACCGGAGACGGAUUCACCAGAUGUCAAUAAUGUGCUUAUUUUCACUAAGUGCUGUUUUGGCACCGGUGAUAAUUGCAGUUUAUAUUCUGCCGCAUUUCAUGCUGGAAAAGAACCCACCCUAAUGGUCCCCAAUUGGCAGGAUGGGGCUGUUAAGUGGUAGACCAUGUGCUGCUUGCCGAGAGAGCGGGGUCAGCACCCCCGCCUGUGCGUGCGUGUGUGCGUGUGUGCGCGUGCACACGUGUGCCUGCAUGCACGAGGGCUCUGUGUGUGAGAGGGCUCAAGCACGCAUAUGGGAAGGUGAGUGUAUCACCCCGGUGUGUAAACAGCUGUCUCCGCUCUCCCGUGGCUGCCUGCAUCUCCACCUCAGCCCCACCCGCCACAGACCCUGUGUCCCUGGACUCCACACGCGGAGACCCUGCAGCUUGCUGCAUAUUACUGAGUUAAAAUCCCUGAGUGGCUUUUGUCAUUUUCAGUGAGAGAAAUUGACAGAGACCAUCCUUCCAGCCGCCCGUCAGGUGCCCACGGAAGUCCUGCAAGAGUGAGGCCUGAGAGGCCAGGUCUGGCUUCUGGAUCCAUCGGGUGCUGUGUGCCCCAGGCGGCAAGGCAAGCUUGGUGGCUAAAACCACACCCUCCACUUCUCACUGCUAAAAACUGCCUAGCGGAAGGCUGCUUGCUAGGCUAACCUGGGCCUGGAGGGGCCUGUGGUGAAGCUAGACCCACCAGUGCAGCUGUGAAGACUAAGAUGAGGCCUCUGGGGGCCUGUGGGGGUCUAAGGCCUCAUACUCCCCUCAGAGAUGUGACAGGGUGCCCCUUCAUCUUGCUCUUUCUGUGACCUGCCCCCUUUAAGUUUUGGAAAUUGCCCCAGACUUAGAAAGAAGAAAGAGUCAGUUGUGGUACACACCUAUAGUCCCAGCUCACAGGAGGCUGGAGGAAGGAGGAUCAGGAGUUCAAGGUUAGCCUCAACUACAUGAGUUUGAGGCUAGUUUGGGCUACAUGAGACCUGUUUCAAUAAGGAGAGAGAAUGACUUUGCACUCCCACAGAUGACAGGUCCUAGCCAUAAAACCCAAUGUCCAGAGGGCACAGUGACCACCUUUGUGGGUGUGGCAGUCAUUGUUACUUGCCACUGUUAGUGCCCCCGCUGUAAUGCUGGGAGCUCUGUGACUGGUCUUGUUUCGUGCUGGGGUGCAGGGUCGUAAUGGAAGCUCGUAGGCUCUGCUGGCCUGGCCGUGGUGAGCUGAUAGUCCACAAAGUCGUAGACCAGCCAUGGGUCUGAUGCAAGCGGCUUGGCAGCGAUGUUGAAAUGACACUUCAUAGAGCUCUUUGGAGGACCACUGGCCGGUGAACCCUAUUUUGCCACCACAGAGCUGGCUCUGGCUGUGCCAUUCCGGGAGCCCAGGGCCAGAGCCACUAGAACUGGCACUGCUGAAGCUAAGCAGGGUCUGUUCCUGAACCAGGGGCGUGCUAGCCAGAUCUCUCACCAUGGUGGCAAAAUGUAUUGUGCAAGGCCUGCGUGUCAGUGAGGAUUUCCGGAGCAGGAGGAGUGUGCUGUGCGUGUGCUCACGUGUGUGCACGGGUGACUCCUCAGUCUGCAGCCAGCAGUGGCAUCUCCCUGGGCCUCGCUGCCACUUCCGACAGUGACCUGUUGUGUGUGACUUUAUCCAGAACCAUCAGAGCUCAGUGUACUUGGUGGGGGGGGGAUGGGCAAAGCCAUUCCCUGGGCCAGGAGUCAUGCCAUAUCUUGUGACCAGGUGCUAAGUGACCAUCCCCUGCCUUUCAGUGCCGACUGCCCCUUCGCUGCCCAGCUGGCGUAACUGUCUGUGGUGGUCAGUCGGCAUCUGAGCCACAUCCACUCCCGAAUUCUGUGUUGGCGCUAAUGAACUGCAUUCUGAAUGGGUGUUUUCAUGUAAAUUUGUGGCAUGUGGAAAAUUUCAAAUAAAGUGGACUUGGUUUAGAAAAUUA